Messenger RNA from Meleagris gallopavo (turkey), 1233 nucleotides. The record is from RefSeq and is a predicted model, not a curated record. Lineage: Eukaryota; Metazoa; Chordata; Aves; Galliformes; Phasianidae.
AUGCGCCGCGGCGCUCCGACAGCGACGGCAGCGAGACGCGGAGCUUUUCGGCUCCCGGAGCCGCGGCUCCUCCUCCGCUCCUCCGGGACGCGGAUAGCGGCAUCUCCGCCCGCGGGGCGAGGGAACGAGAAACAAUCAGAAGACGGCGUCGCAAAGAGAAACUUUUCUGCAGGCGGCCCAAAGCGGAGCACGGCCACGCGGCAGCACGGCUCCGACUCCUGCUCCAAAUGUUAUUUAAUUUUGUCUUCAGAUUCCAGUAACUUGAUGCUAAGAAUCUACAGAGCUGAGUCAUACGCUGGCCUCCAAGAGUAUAAAACAGCCAUAGAAGAUCUAAACUUUGUUAUUUCUAAAAUGCCAAAUUGGCCAGAGGUCUACUUCCGGAAAGGAAAAGUGCUGCACGACUCUGGCUUUGUAGGCGAUGCCUUACAACUGUUUCUACAGUGCUUAGCCCUUGAUGAAGAUUUUCUUCCAGCCAAGAUAGAAGUAGAAAAGACAUUGUGUGAUGUACUGUCACCAGAGAUUCUAGGAGAGAGUUUGAAGGAAUCUGCUUGGAGUUCACCACAUACUCGAAAUAAAUCUUUUGUGCUUGGUUCUGAGAUGACUGAGCCUUACUGCAAUUUACAACUUUGUCCUGAUCAGAGUUUAGGAAGAUCAGAGGUACUGGAGCCUGUGAUUGGAAGCCUAAAUCGUGCACAAUCUGCCCAUGCUCUUAACUCAACAAAAGCCCUUGCCAAGGAAGAUGGCUUAAAGAGAGUAUCUUCUGAACCUCUUCUGUCUGGCCGAGAAAAAGGUGCUUUGUUGAAAAGAAAGCUUUCAUUUUCAGAGCAGGAUACAUUUGUGUGUGAAGAUGGAAGAAACAAACACAAAAAGCAAGGAGAAAAUUCAAACAGGGACAUGAAACUGGCUUAUGGAACAGUUCCAGAGAAUUUGAUUGACGUAUCCGAUUUUGAGUGCUCUUUAUGUAUGAGGCUGUUCUUUGAGCCAGUGACAACACCUUGUGGACACACUUUUUGCAAAGGUUGCUUGGAACGGUGUUUAGACCAUGCUCCUCAGUGUCCACUCUGUAAGGAGAGUUUGAAGGAGUACCUUGCAAGCAGAAAAUAUAGCAUCACAGAGCUACUAGAGGAAUUAAUUAUGAAAUACUUGUCUGAUGAACUGUAUGAGAGAAAAAGAAUUCAUGCUGAAGAAACGGCUGAACACUCAAAGUAAGCUUCACACCUUUUACCUAGAAAA